Durusdinium trenchii is the source of this 2895-nucleotide messenger RNA. Lineage: Eukaryota; Dinophyceae; Suessiales; Symbiodiniaceae. The record is from the annotation of a GenBank genome assembly.
AUGACACACCCGCUGGUGCCGUUGGAGUCUUUGUCGCGUGUGCGCGACAGACAGUACAUCUGUGUCAAGGCCAUGGUGGUGGAAAAUCCUGGAAGCACUGAGAGAUUGACCGGCAGUGGCCCGUUGUCGGUGUGCAAUGCCGUCGUCCAAGAAGGGACGACGCGUGUGAGGUGUGCCUUCUGGAGAGAGAUGGCAGAGAAGUUGGCCGCUGUGGCUGUGGACUCUUGUGUUCUGUUGUAUCAAGUGCUUGUGUCCAAGAAAGCUGGAGACGAGGCUUCGUGGGAACUCGGCUCCUGGCGAGGAACGCAGAUUUUGCCCUGUCCGCGCGAUUUGGCAGAUCAGAUGACCGCAACUUUGGCUGACAAGGAGGCCUGCCGGAUGUUGACCCAUGUUCCCGUCAAGGACUACAAGAACUGUCCGGCUGUUGCGACCUCGUUGAGUGCUCUCAUGGGCGUCAUCGUCCCCGGAGCGGUGAGGAAAGUGGAAACUGUGUUCGAAGUCGUUGGCCUGCAGGUCAUGGGGAUCACGUCGGUGCGUUCCGAAACCGAUGAAUGGAUUCUGGACAGCUGCAGUACUUGCAAACGUGCAGCUCCAUGUCAGGCGCACGCCACUGCGCCAACGGAGCGUCGACUUGCUCUGCGACUCACGGUGGCAGACUCGAACGCACAGUGCAGCCUGAUGAUCUAUCAUGAAGGUAUUUUGGCUGUUGCCAAGCUGCUGAACGUUGAGCUGACCACAUCGUUGCAGGACACGCGGAGUUUGAGAACGCAGCUUCGUGAUAUGUUUCGAAGUGCUCAAUGGACUUGUCGUUUCACAUUCCGUGGCAAUGAAUACCAAGAAGUGCUGGAACUUGAUCUUCGGCAUCUGGAACCUUGUUUGGUCACAACACGUGAAGCAGUUGCCGCAACCUCGCCGGAGCUGUUGCGACGCCCAGUGACACAUCAUCAUAUGCACGCAGGCUGUCCGGUGGUCUCCCUUCGUGAUGUGACAGAAGACAAAGACCUGGGAAUGUUUACCUUUGGGCGUAUCGAUUGCACCGCAAUGCGGGCUUUGGUUGCCUUCAACGAGGUCGACUUGGCAGAUGAUGAAGCUUUGCAGCAGGAUCCAAACACGACCUCGGCCAUUCGUGUCAAGAGGUCUGUCGAUUGCCUGUUGUCGCAGCGCGCUUCGGACAUGCCUUUUCGGGCCAAGCUCCGUUGCGCUGGCCCUUCUUCGGCCGUGAACUGGAUGCUCCGAGGAUCCGCAGGUCAAGUCUUCCAAGUGGUCCUUGGCCAGACCGACAGUUUUGGAGAAUACUCGGUUUUGUGGCAUGUGCCGGUCGUGCAAGAACGAGUUCCUGAAGUGACAGCUUUCUGGGAAUUUCUCAGCGCCACUGAAUCCAAAGAUGCAGGCUUUCAGUUUGACAAGGAUUGGGAGACGCCGUUGAAGCGUCUGCGAGGUCUGCGUGACGGGAUGCCCGAGCAGGAACGUCACAGCGAUGCCUGGCACAGCGGAGAUGCCGACCUGUUGGUCAAGCAGACGACGGUAGUGAUUCCAUGGAGACUGGAUCUCUCGCUUCGCAGCCCAGCCUUUCAGGAGAUCUACGGCCUGCUGACCAAAUUGAUCGCCAAUGGCCUGACCCAGUUGAUCCUCCUCAGGCUUGAACACCAUCAGUCUGCCAGUGACUUUGAGUUUUUCAGAGCCAUGGCGAGUGAACCAGAUCGAGAUGGGGAAGACGACCUGGUCACAGAGGAAGGUGGAUGCAAACUAUGUGACCAGCAAUGGGGCCACAAUGACAAAGCAGCCAGGUUUGCACAGCUUCGCAAGGAGAAGCUGACUGAGAAGGUGCUGUUUCCGUCCCGCAAGGGACGACACCAGCGUCUGGAUCUUCAGACUUUGAUCCAGCGGGCAGAGGAGGAUUACAUAGAUUUCCAGGACGUAUCCACGCUGGUGGAGAUUGACGAGUACGUCAAGACACACUGCAAGUCGUCAAACAAGCCGAGGACUCUAACCGAAAAGAGAAAGUGGUGCAAAGAUCAGGGCAUUAAACUGAUCAAGCACCCCAAAUCGGGGAAAGACGCCAUCCCGAUCCUCGACCGAACGGUCAUGUUGAGUGGCACCCGAGUCAGUGCUGCAAAAGUGAAGCAGGAGGUCCACGACCAGAAGGGGGAGGCAAAAAAAUCCUUUGCAAGAGCGCGUCAGGAUUUUGAGGUUCAAACCAACACGAAAGCAGAUCUGGACAAGGCCUUGGCCGAGGGGAAGGAUGAUGAGAGCGAUUCCAGUGACUCCGAUUCGAGUUCCAAUUCAUCUUCUCCCACAUCCAUGAAGCUGCAGUCAGCAGGUUCUGAGGAUGCGAAACCUGGCUCCAAAGCCAAACAAAGGAAAGUGAGUCUGGGCGGAGAGGAGUCGACAGCAGGGGCUUCGCCAAGGACUUCUGAAAAAGAAGAGCAGGUAGAGAAGAAUCGGGACAAGAAUCAUGAGCGAACAGAAGCUACACUCACUGCCUGCCAAAAAGUCAGGGAUCUUCUAGUCGAGCUCACGCCAGACGUGGUCUGGCGAUCGUUGGUUCGGACCACAGAGCUGGAACGACGACUUGCCAAGGUGGCUCCAACAGAACGGGAUUUGCGAAAGAUUUCCGCCAGUGGAGACAAAGCAGACCGACAACAGAAGGCUCGAGCAUCGCAUCUUCAGGAUGAAAUCCAGAGCUUGUCAGAAACUGUGAAUGCCAUGAAGCUUACCUUCCAAAUGGUGAGGAGCUCGGAGCCGUCUACACUCAUCCGGGAGGUGUCCAGCGGACAGGACCUCCCAAAGUACGUUCAGCAAUUUGCCCACAAGCUCUUCAACGCGGACGUCACAGUCUUGAUUGACUUUACUCAUUCUAUCGCCAAGAAAUUGGUGGAGGCAUUGUGGUUUUGA